Messenger RNA from Elgaria multicarinata webbii, 1980 nucleotides. RefSeq names its product inosine monophosphate dehydrogenase 2 (gene IMPDH2). The record is from RefSeq and is a predicted model, not a curated record. The transcript is spliced from 15 exons. Bases 73 to 1689 code for a protein of 538 amino acids. Gene Ontology annotation, cellular component: cytoplasm. NCBI's taxonomy places the organism in Eukaryota, Metazoa, Chordata, Lepidosauria, Squamata, Anguidae. Gene Ontology annotation, molecular function: IMP dehydrogenase activity. Gene Ontology annotation, biological process: GTP biosynthetic process.
GGACGAGGACGAGGACGAGGACGCACCACGCGGCGGAAGGGUUCAGGCUGAGGGACGCACACACACACGGCCAUGGCAGAUUACCUGAUCAGCGGCGGGACCGGCUACGUGCCCGACGACGGGCUCACGGCGCAGCAGAUGCUCAACUGCGGAGACGGGCUCACCUACAAUGACUUCCUUAUACUCCCUGGCUACAUAGAUUUCACUGCAGACCAAGUGGACCUGACUUCUGCUCUGACCAAAAAGAUAACCUUGAAGACUCCCUUGGUAUCGUCUCCUAUGGACACUGUAACAGAGGCCAACAUGGCCAUUGCAGUGGCGCUCACAGGUGGGAUUGGAUUCAUCCAUCAUAAUUGUACCCCAGAAUUCCAGGCCAAUGAAGUACGGAAAGUUAAGAAAUACGAACAAGGAUUUAUCACAGACCCAGUAGUGCUGAGCCCCAAAGAUCGUGUCCGAGACGUUUUUGAAGCAAAAGCCCGCCAUGGCUUCUGUGGCAUCCCCAUAACAGACAAUGGGAAGAUGGGCAGCCGACUCGUGGGGAUUAUCUCAUCCCGAGACAUCGACUUCCUGAAGGAGGAAGAGCAUGAUCUACCCCUCAGCGAGAUCAUGACCAAGGUAGACGACCUUGUUGUAGCACCUGCAGGAGUUACAUUAAAAGAAGCCAAUGAAAUCUUGCAGAGGAGUAAAAAAGGAAAAUUGCCAAUCGUUAAUGAAAAUGGUGAAUUGGUGGCCAUAAUUGCUCGCACAGACCUGAAGAAGAAUCGGGACUACCCACUAGCAUCCAAAGAUUCCAAGAAACAACUGCUGUGUGGGGCUGCCAUUGGGACCCAUGAAGAUGACAAAUACCGUCUCGACCUGCUGGUGCAAGCUGGUGUGGAUGUUGUUGUGCUGGAUUCUUCGCAGGGGAAUUCCAUUUUCCAAAUCAACAUGAUCAAAUAUAUCAAGGAGAAAUAUCCUGAGCUGCAGGUCAUCGGAGGCAAUGUGGUGACAGCAGCUCAAGCAAAGAACUUGAUUGACGCUGGGGCUGAUGCUCUGAGAGUUGGCAUGGGCAGUGGCUCUAUCUGCAUCACACAAGAAGCAGCUCCAAAGAUCCCUCCAGACCUAAAGUCCCACAGCCCCAAAUGCCCUUCCACAGUCACGGGCACCUAUAUCUUAGCGUGCGGGAGGCCUCAGGCCACAGCUGUCUACAAAGUGUCUGAGUACGCCCGGAGGUUUGGUGUUCCGGUGAUCGCAGAUGGCGGCAUCCAGACGGUUGGACAUAUUGCCAAGGCUCUCGCACUUGGUGCUUCCACAGUGAUGAUGGGCUCCCUUCUGGCUGCCACCACAGAAGCUCCUGGGGAGUAUUUCUUCUCCGAUGGGAUCAGGCUGAAGAAAUACCGGGGCAUGGGAUCACUUGAUGCCAUGGACAAGAACCUGGGCAGUCAAAACAGAUACUUCAGUGAGACAGAUAAAAUUAAAGUGGCACAGGGUGUCUCUGGAGCUGUACAAGACAAGGGCUCUAUCCACAAAUUUGUCCCAUACCUGAUUGCUGGCAUCCAGCACUCCUGUCAAGAUAUCGGUGCAAAAAGUGUGACACAAGUGAGGGCCAUGAUGUAUUCUGGAGAGCUGAAAUUUGAAAAGAGGACAUCGUCUGCCCAAGUGGAAGGAGGGGUUCACAGCCUCCAUUCAUACGAAAAGCGCCUUUUCUGAUGAAGGCCCCUUGCACCUUCCCAGAGCCUCUUUCUGCCCUGUGGUGCCUGCGCUGCCAUGAUCAUGAACUGCUCCCUUCACAGAAGUGCCAUUUUGCUGCCUGCAGCUCCCCCUGGUUAAUCAGCUGCUUUGACCAAGGCUGAAGAGAACGCAUCAGCUUAUUCCAGAGGAAGUGCUGUCAGCUAAACAAGGCUCUCGAGAGGGGCCCUGUAUGUGUGUGUGUGUGUUGUUGUUUUUUUACAAUAAAAGAGAGGAAAGGGCCUCUUCCAACCUUUUCCCAGUGCAAUUACA